Hyaena hyaena (striped hyena) is the source of this 2282-nucleotide messenger RNA. RefSeq names its product dihydrolipoamide dehydrogenase (gene DLD). The transcript is spliced from 14 exons. The record is from RefSeq and is a predicted model, not a curated record. Gene Ontology annotation, cellular component: oxoglutarate dehydrogenase complex; mitochondrion. The coding region runs from base 79 to 1608 and encodes 509 amino acids. Lineage: Eukaryota; Metazoa; Chordata; Mammalia; Carnivora; Hyaenidae. Gene Ontology annotation, molecular function: flavin adenine dinucleotide binding; dihydrolipoyl dehydrogenase (NADH) activity.
GCGGGGAGACCUUGGCGAGGUGGCCGAGGAGCCUGGCGGAGGGGACGGCCGUGGCGGCGAGGAGAGUUGAGCGGCACGAUGCAGAGCUGGAGCCGUGUGUUCUGCUCCUUGGCCAGGAGAGGCCAUUUCAAUCGAAUAUCUCAUGGCUUACAGGGAAUUGCUGCCGUUCCUCUGAGAACUUACGCCGAUCAGCCAAUCGAUGCUGACGUCACAGUGAUCGGUUCUGGUCCCGGAGGGUAUGUUGCCGCUAUUAAAGCCGCCCAGCUGGGCUUCAAGACAGUGUGCGUUGAGAAAAAUGAAACACUUGGCGGAACAUGCUUGAAUGUUGGUUGUAUUCCUUCUAAGGCUUUAUUAAAUAACUCUCAUUAUUACCAUAUGGCCCAUGGAAAAGAUUUUGCAUCUAGGGGAAUUGAAAUGUCUGAAGUUCGCUUGAAUUUAGAGAAGAUGAUGGAACAGAAGAGUACAGCGGUAAAAGCUUUAACUGGUGGAAUCGCCCACUUAUUCAAACAGAAUAAGGUUGUUCAUGUAAAUGGAUAUGGAAAGCUAACGGGCAAAAACCAGGUCACCGUUACGAAAGCCGAUGGCAGCUCUCAAGUUAUUGAUACAAAGAAUAUUCUUAUAGCUACAGGUUCAGAAGUUACUCCUUUCCCUGGAAUCACGAUUGAUGAAGAUACAAUAGUGUCAUCUACAGGUGCCUUGUCUUUAAAAAAAGUUCCAGAAAGGAUGGUUGUCAUUGGCGCGGGAGUAAUAGGCGUAGAGCUGGGUUCGGUUUGGCAAAGACUUGGUGCAGAUGUGACAGCAGUCGAGUUUUUAGGUCAUGUUGGUGGAGUUGGAAUCGAUAUGGAGAUAUCUAAAAACUUUCAACGCAUCCUUCAAAAACAAGGAUUUAAAUUUAAAUUGAAUACAAAAGUUACUGGUGCUACCAAGAAGUCAGAUGGAAAAAUUGAUGUUUCUAUUGAAGGUGCCUCUGGUGGUAAAGCUGAAGUCAUCACGUGCGACGUGCUCUUGGUUUGCAUUGGCCGACGACCCUUUACUCAGAAUCUGGGACUGGAAGAGCUUGGAAUUGAACUAGAUCCUAGAGGUAGAAUUCCAGUCAAUACCAGAUUCCAAACUAAAAUUCCAAAUGUCUAUGCCAUUGGCGACGUGGUCGCCGGUCCGAUGCUGGCCCACAAAGCAGAGGACGAAGGCAUUGUCUGCGUCGAAGGGAUGGCGGGCGGCGCUGUGCACAUCGACUACAACUGCGUCCCCUCGGUGAUCUACACGCACCCUGAAGUUGCUUGGGUUGGCAAAUCAGAAGAGCAGUUGAAGGAAGAGGGCGUCGAGUACAAAGUCGGGAAGUUCCCCUUUGCUGCCAACAGCCGGGCCAAGACUAAUGCGGACGCGGACGGCCUGGUGAAGAUCCUGGGGCAGAAGUCCACGGACCGGGUCCUGGGGGCACACAUCCUGGGGCCGGGUGCUGGUGAGAUGAUUAACGAGGCUGCCCUUGCCCUGGAGUACGGAGCGUCCUGUGAAGAUAUAGCUCGAGUCUGCCACGCGCACCCGACCUUAUCAGAAGCAUUUAGAGAAGCAAACCUGGCUGCAUCGUUUGGCAAAUCAAUCAACUUUUAAAGUAGAAGAUUCUAUUUUUCUGAAAUCACCUGGGAGCUUUUGUAGAGGUCACAUUUCUGAACAGGAAAUGCUCACGGCUCCAAGAAUUUCUAGGACUGAAUUAUGAAACUUUUGAAAGGUGUUCAUAGGUUUGGAUGGAAUAAUCUCAUCUAUUUUAAAUUUAAUAUUUUGUUUCAGCGCAUUAAUAUUGCCAGAAAAAGCUACUUCUAGUAGCUUCCUGGAACAUUUUAUUCAACCCAUAUUUUCAUGCUGUUUCUCAAAGAUUCACCUUCACUAAAUUUAGGUUAUGUAGCUUUUAUCUCUGCUGUGGUAAAAUUGGAUUUACUUACACGGAUGGAGGUGUUGGGUAUGUGAACCAGCUGUGUUUGAAGCAAGGUAAUCAAGUUAUUUUAAACUUGGUUUUCGUAUGGGAAACCAUCAUUAGAAUAAGAUUGAAAUAUGUAUAAACCAAACUGAUGUAAAUACAUGGUCUCUCACUUGUUUUAUUUAAUCCCCAAAUUCUUACAGUUUAGAGGUAGAAUGUAUGUUUAAAUUUUUAAGGACCCGUUGAGGUCUGUAGUUAGACAGUUAUCCACAUUAAGGGCGUACAUCUGUGAAAUCCAGAUAUUAAAGGAGGACUCAAAUGUGUUACAGCAGGGAAUGAAAAUAACAGAAAUAAACAGUCUUAAAUGCUC